Messenger RNA from Medicago truncatula (barrel medic), 1625 nucleotides. Its product is annotated as ethylene-responsive transcription factor ERN2-like. The coding region runs from base 406 to 1413 and encodes 335 amino acids. The transcript has a single exon. Gene Ontology annotation, molecular function: DNA-binding transcription factor activity; DNA binding. Gene Ontology annotation, biological process: regulation of DNA-templated transcription. The record is from RefSeq and is a predicted model, not a curated record. Lineage: Eukaryota; Viridiplantae; Streptophyta; Magnoliopsida; Fabales; Fabaceae.
UUAUGUGCAUACACUCCAAAAACACUUGAAUGAAAUGACUCGGGUCUCUUACAACAUAACAUAGGUCCUAGGUUUCAAUCCAGCUCUGAGAAUGCAGCAGCGUUAAAACUCUUAAUGGAGAGUUGUAUCACCCUCGUGACUCUAUUUAACUCGAGGGAUUAGUCUAUAUAGUUGCACGUGAAGGAUAUCCGAUUUACAACGAUAAAUAAUUAUGUGCAUAGGCUUUUGACAUGUUGUUACUUGUCAUUAUCCUAUAGCUAAAAAUGCUGCUUUCAAAUUUAAGUUUAUAAAUGAUCUACAAUUGAAGUUCAAAAGGUUCGUCAUCCAAAAUUUAGUGACACAAUUGAGACAUCAAAUCUAUUUUUAUCAUUAGAAAUCUAACUCAAUAACCCGGAAUUUGCAAACAUGGUAGCACAAGCAACUGAUAAUGGAAUCCGUAGCCGAAAGAAAUCAUCAAGAGGUCACCACAGGUUUGUAGGAGUUCGUCAAAGGCCGUCCGGAAGAUGGGUAGCAGAGAUCAAAGACUCACUACAGAAAGUUAGGCUUUGGCUUGGAACAUUCGACUCAGCCGAAGAGGCAGCUCGUGCUUAUGACACUGCUGCUAGAGCUUUGAGAGGUGCUAAUGCAAGAACCAACUUUGAAUUGCCAGAAUCUGAAACAAAUGGUAGUGGAGGUUCAAAGCGCGGUGCUGGUUCCAAAUUCAUGCUAGAGAAUACAGAACCUUUUUCUUUUGAAGAUGUCAGUGACUCGGGUUCAGGUUCAGAACACGGUCUUCUUGGUGCACUCAAGGCAAAACUUUUUGACGGAAAAGAAGGGAAAUUUUCAUUUUCAUUUCCUUCUGGUAGCAUGGUUACAAAAUCAACUCAGAAUUGUUCUGGAAAGAAAGACUCAUCAUUAUCAGCUACUUAUUGCCUAUCACAGAUGAAUGAAGCUCAUGCAAAUCCUCUGCCUAGUUCUUUGAGUAUUUCAUCAAACACUUUUGCUAAGAGUGUGGCUAUCCCAAAUAAUGAUCAUGAAAUUUGUCAAACACCAUCUAUGACAAACAUGUUAUGGUCCAAUGAAAUGGAAAAUGAAUUUCCUUGGCCAAUUCAGAUGAGUCAUGUUCAUGAGAAUCAUGAAAAUAGUACUAGUAUGCUUGCAUCUGGAAGUACAUCAAAUUUUGCAUGGCCACUAAUAGAGUCCAAUAUUGACAUGACAUGUAUGGACCAAGGGAUACUAAAUAGUAACAGAAGUGAUCAAAUGAAUAUGAUGAACAUGCAGUUACCACCUCUAAUUGGUGGAGCAAGUAGUGAUGGGUUUUGGACAUUGGAUCAGCAGCAACAAUUUGUGCAAUGUGAGAAUAAUAAUAGUUGGUUUGGUUCUGGUGGUGGAUCUUGGGAUCCUCUUCUCUAUGUGCCAUCUGAGCUAGGCUAGCUUCAUUAGGUUAAUAAUAUGUAAUGUCAAUGAAAGAAAUCUUAAUUUGUCAAUUUUAAUCUUGAAAGAAAUCUUAGUAUGCAUAAAGAUUGACUGAAUUUCUUCUACGAGGGUAUUGAUCUAGAAGAAUGUUGUGUUUGUUCUUUACCUUAUAACAUGUAACAAUAAUUUUUUUCAGUUUAUAACAUGUAAAGUAUUGUUUUAUUCAUCUA